Molecule: messenger RNA, 638 nt
Organism: Moneuplotes crassus
Lineage: Eukaryota; Ciliophora; Spirotrichea; Euplotida; Euplotidae
Source: the annotation of a GenBank genome assembly
UCCAAAUUUAUUCAGACCUUAAUGACUUUAGGACUUUAUGGGACAGGAAGAAUCUUGAUAAAACUCUGAAAAAAGAAGAUAAUGAUGACUUGAUGGAAUUCAAAGCCAAAAUAUUCAGGUCUUACUCAUCCCAAGAAAUCCUUGAGCAGUUCAAUAUCCUUAAGAAGAUUAUCAACAAGUGUUCGAUUCCUAAUAUGCGCAAGGAAGGAAGAAGAGGUUUAGAAUCCAACAAAGAAAACUUUGCCCGUGACUCGUGGGGGUCGAUAGGAGAUGAUGUCCAUCCCAGUCCAACACUAAAGAGGACCAAAACCCAGAAAGAAAGACUCAUAAAAACCCAUUUCCAGACCAUAUUUUACAUUCCUGAGUUCCUUGACACCACCUCUGAACUACAGAACAAGGAGGUAUUCCAAGAACUAAUCUACGCCAAUACACAUGAAUGCUCAUCAAUUUCUAAAUUCACAAAGGCAGGUAGGCACAGAUCCAAUCUUCUGGAGAAGGACUCUCUCAAGAUCAAUCUCGAACUGCUUCGGGAGCAGUACCAUACUAAGGUGCCUAGCCUGCAGGAUCUGAAGCUUCUAGAAGUUACCAGGAAUUAUGAGUGCCUAGCAAGGUUUUGCGAGAGAAAUUAGUAAAAAUGG